This is a messenger RNA of Verticillium nonalfalfae, 1317 nucleotides long. RefSeq names its product eukaryotic translation initiation factor 3 subunit E (gene INT6). Gene Ontology annotation, cellular component: cytoplasm; nucleus; eukaryotic translation initiation factor 3 complex. Bases 1 to 1317 code for a protein of 438 amino acids. Gene Ontology annotation, biological process: translational initiation. The transcript is spliced from 2 exons. Gene Ontology annotation, molecular function: translation initiation factor activity. NCBI's taxonomy places the organism in Eukaryota, Fungi, Ascomycota, Sordariomycetes, Glomerellales, Plectosphaerellaceae. The record is from RefSeq and is a predicted model, not a curated record.
AUGGAGGAUAUUUAUGCAGCCCUCGAUGGCGAGAACAUCCUCCCCAAGCUUGCCUCGCAGCUCAGCAGACAUUUGCUGUUUCCACUCGUCGAAUUCGAGGCAGGUAGAGCUGAGGACAACGGAAACGAGGAGAAGGCUAGGCAGAUCUUGAACGGCAAGCUCAAGCUGCUGCAGGACACCAACAUGGCUGACUACGUCGCCGAACUCUACAAAGAAGUGCACAAUGUGAACGAGGCGCCUGCCGAGUACGCCAAGAAGCGCAACGAUGUCAUUGCCCAGCUGGAGAAGUACGAGCAAGAGACGGCCCGCAUCUCGGAACUCCUGACACGCGAGGAUGUCGUGGGACAGCUGCGCAGCGACAAGGUGGCCAACUUGGAGUUCUUGAAAAAGGACCACGAGGUCACUAUUGAGAUGGUCGAUUCUUUGUACGACUUUGGUCAAUUUCAAUUCCGUUGCGGCAACUAUGGCGCUGCCGCAGACCUGCUCUAUCAGUUCCGCGUUCUCUCCACCGAUAACGACAAGGUGGCACAGGCGACAUGGGGAAAACUGGCAUCCGAGAUUCUAACGACGAACUGGGACUCGGCUGUUGAAGAGUUGAUGAAAGUCAAAGAGAGCAUCGACACAAAACUCUUCAGCAACCCCCGCGCUCAGCUUGAUCACCGCACCAUGCUAGUUCACUGGGCUCUCUUCCCCCUCUUUAACUCUGAAGCCGCGCGCGAGCCCAUUCUCGACCUCUUCUUCACUGCCCCUUUCAUCAACACAAUUCAAACGUCGUGUCCCUGGAUUCUGCGAUACCUGAUUGCCGCCGUUAUCACCGGUCGCUCCCGUAGCCGCAACUCGAGCCAGCACCAGAAGCAGAUGAAGGAUGUCGUCCGCUAUGUCCGGCAGGAAGCCUACGAGUACAGCGACCCUAUCACUGAAUUCAUCUCGGCUCUCUACAUUGCCCACGAUUUCAACGCCGCUCGCGAAGCCCUCGCUCGUGCGGAGGAGGUCUGCCGAGGUGACUUCUUCCUCGGCGCGACAGCAGAUGCCUUUGUCGACGCUGCGCGCCACCUCAUCUGCGAGAGCUACUGCAAGAUCUUUAGCCGGAUGAACAUCCGCGACCUCUCUGCCAAGCUUGGCCUCAACCCCGAUGAUGGCGAGAAGUGGAUCGUCAAUCUCAUCCGCGAAACCCGCCUGGAUGCCAAGAUCGACUCGCGCGAGGGUACUGUCGUCAUGAACCACCCGCCUAACAACGUCUACCAACAGGUUAUCGAAAAGACGAAGGGUGGGUUCUUCCGGACGCAGGUACUCAACGCCGCUGUGUCCAAGUCGUGA